Trypanosoma grayi is the source of this 714-nucleotide messenger RNA. RefSeq lists its product as hypothetical. The transcript has a single exon. NCBI's taxonomy places the organism in Eukaryota, Euglenozoa, Kinetoplastea, Trypanosomatida, Trypanosomatidae. The coding region runs from base 1 to 714 and encodes 237 amino acids. The record is from RefSeq and is a predicted model, not a curated record.
AUGCGAAGCGAGCCCGAUUCAAUGCAGCAAGACGAUGGUGACGAAGCGCUUGAGGGGCAUCGCCCCAUGACGUGGGAGGAGUACAGGCUUCGCUACCUGUUAGAACGGGGCGUUUGGUGCCAAGAGCUGCGAGAGGGCGGCCAAAACGAUCGGAGUUCCCCAUCGAUGCCACCCACCGGAGCCCCGUUCACCCGCGAACGACCGUCCCCACGGGGGCAACCACAACUGCAAGAACCACAGCAACAACGGCAAGUGCGACAACUUAUACCCCCACUGCCAGCACUAGUGGACUUUUUGAGACGCUUUCAUCCGAACCGUGACAUGUUGAUUGAAUCUCUGCGAGUGUUUGGGCGGCUGCUUCUGGCAACCUUUCUUGUUUACAGAUCGGUGACGCCAUACAAUGUUGCAAUGAUACUUGGUAUCUAUGUUGUAUUGCUCGGAAUUAAGUUUGUUCUGACUUCGAUUCGUGUUGAGCGUGAGGAGAUGGACGGCCCGCACGGCGCUGCACCCGCACCAGCGGUGGUCCACAAUGCAGCGGUGCCCCAUCACCACCACCACCAUCACCGCGUCUCCCCCGUUCGAAAGGCAGUGUAUAUAGUAACACGUUGCAUAACCUCUUUCCUGUUGAGCUUGUCACCAACAUACUCGGUGGAGAAGCUGGAGGCGGAGUUGGUUGAAGAUGGCAUCGUUGUACCGCACUUGCACCAGGAUUAG